AUGCGGGGCCGUCUGGAGUGGAGGCUGGAGGCAGCACUGCCAGGGUGGGCAGUGCUGGCCGUCAGGGCCAUCGAGGCCAUUGUGACCACCGGGGUGUCACCGGGUGAUGUGAUUGAAGUGUACUAUGGUGACAAUCGCUUUGGGACAAUGACCGACUCUGGCACAGCAACGCUUAAACCUCGUCCGAGAGUCCGGCCGCUGCUGACUUUCUUACCCCUUAAUGCCCAAGAAUCUCAUGGGGUGGCUGUGCCAACGCCGUCAGUGCCAGAAGACUUCGAGGAAAAAGCAGCUCUUGGCUCUGGCUCCCAGAUCAAUGGGACCUACCGAAUGUACAGCUCGGUGGGGGACCUGCGCCCACAGGCUCUCGAGGGGGACGACCUGGAUGAAGACAUCCCUCCACCGCCGUCGGUACCCCCGCCACCCCCUCCAACGGCACCGGCACCUGUGCCACCACCUCCAGCCUCGCCGGUCCCUCCACCACCUGAAAUGCUGCCUCCACCACCACCACCACCUGAGAUGGUACCACCACCUCCUGCCAUGGCACCUCCACCGCCUCCAGCCUCUGCCCUGUCCUCCCCCAGCACACCAGCUCCUCCAGACUUCAUCCCACCAGCCCCGCUGGGUGCCUUGCCGCUCAGCCAGGCCUCGGUGCCCUUCACCACUGGCAUCUCCAAGUGGAAGUCUGAAACGGUGCUGAACACUAGGCAGGCAGACGCUGAGGGGCCGCUCCACCCUGCCGAGGAUGGGGUGCCGGCUGCCCCCGGCCCAAAGGAGAGCCUGCAACCCAAGCACUGCCCUGAGCCCCACCUGACCUUCCCCAGGUCCUUCAAGGUGCCCCCACCGGCCCCAGCCCGGUCCUCCUCCAUCCCCGUGCAGGAGAGUCAGCCUGUCCGACAGGAGCCCUUCCCCAGGCAGCCUCACGCCCGGCCUCCCCUCCCGCCCUGCUUCACCAUAAGACCCGCAGCCAAGGCUCACAUGGGAGGAGAAGCCAAGCAAAGAAAUUCCCCACUGAGACAGGCUGUUGCAAAGCCGGCUGUGCCGAGCCCCCUGCCGCUGAGCCCCAAGCCGGGUCCAGGGUUCGGUCAAGGGAUGAAUCCUGAUGGUCGCCGGUCCCCGCUGCCAGGCUCCGAGAUGGAGAAGGUUCCCCAGCCGAAAACAGCCGAGAGAGACUCUCUUCCAAAAUCUGAAUCUCUCUCUGCAAAUGACCUGGACCUCCCCCCUCCGGACUACCCGACCUGCGAGGACGACUGGAGGGACGCCAGCAACCUGAACAGGCUGCGGCAUGAGCUCUCGGCCCUCCUGCGCUCCCCACGGAGGGAGGAGAGCCUGCCGGAGAAGCCGGCUGCUCCCCAGCCCAUGGAUGGUGGUACUGACCAUGCUGGCAGCCAUAGGCCCAGUCUCAAUGGGCCCCAACUUGCCGGACCUGCUGGGAAGGACGUACGGUUACCCACAGGAGGGGAGACCGAGAAGAAAGAGGUGCCCAGCAGCCCCCCCAGUGCCAAAGGGGGCUCUCCCAGCAUGGUGCUCCCCCCUCCGGAGAGCAACCCUACCACACAGACCCACAGCGUGAUGAAAAUCAGGAACGAGCUGGAGGCUGUGCUUUCCCUGAAGAAAGAAGGGAAACCUGCUCUGGGGCUCAGCAGCCAGAAGCAGGGCACCGAGGAUGGCAGCAGCACCCCAUGUAUGAGGAAGAGUCCCCCUGACCUGAGGAAGAGCCCCCCUGACCCAGGUGACUCGGUGCUGCCGAAACUGGCCCCAAGCCCGCUCCCAGCACCAGUGGCUGCAGUGGAGAAGGAUGAGACGGGGCACAAGGACCAUCCCACUCCUGCUGCUAGCAAGGCCACAGAGAACUUGACCCCUGCUCCCGGGUCCCUCAACAGCAGUGUGAGCCCCCCAGACCCACCUCAGGGACCAGUGGAGGAGCCCCCUGCUCCCACCUCCCCCUCGCCCCCCAUUUCUCCUGCACAGAGCCCGGCACCGGAGCCCAAUGCAGCCAUCUUCCAGUACAAAGUGCACCGAGCUGGGGCCAGUUCAGCCAAACCGCCCUGCACCUCGAGCUCGGCUGAACCACCCUGCCCCACAAGCUUGGCCAGGAGCCCGCCGGGCGCCUCGGGAGCAGGGCAAGAGGAGGUGCUGAUCCACCCCGUGACGGGCGAGCGGGUGGAGCGGGGGUCCCCAAUGGCGCUGCUCCUGGCAGCCCGGCAGCGUGCCCAGCGGGGCCGGCAGGGUGGUGAGGUGGGAGCUGCGCUGCGGGCAAAGCCGCCCCUGAAACUCAGCAGCGCCUCAUCGGACACCACCUCCACUAGGUUCUACCACCAUGAGUCCAAGCCCUACUCCUUCACUGUGGUGCCCCGGCCGCCUGGGGCAGGUACAGCAGGGUCAGGACAGAGCAAACCUCCAUCCUUCUCCAGCUCCUCGGAGCAGGGCCAGGACGCACGGGCAGUGGGUGAGGGGCAGCCCCCGCACCGGGGGGCGGCUCCCUCCAGCCUGCUGCGGGGCCUCCUUGAGUCCGGGCAGCUGAACCAGGCUGGCCCUCCCCGCCAUGGUGUGCCCAGGGAGGAGGAGAACGGGGAGACGGCGCUGGACUAUGGGAUUAUCCCCCCGCCCCCCGAAUUCAGCAAUGAGGUGGACGAGGCCAAGGGGCCCCUCCCAAGUCGGGAGGAGAACCGCAAGUGCCCCAGCUUCCCCGACUGCAGCCGGGGCUCAGAGGCACCGCGGUAUUUCAGGUGGCCCGGCUAUGGCCGCGGCUACAGGGGCAGCCAUGAGCUGCCGGCCCCGCUGCCCUCAGAGAAGAGCGGGAGGAAUAGUGACUUCGUGUCCCAGUACCCAGACUACAGCAGCUCUGCCGGUUACGUUGGCUGCUGCCCGAACCCCCGUCCGCUGAUCAAGAAGCGGCUGUAUGUCUCUGAGCCUGACAGCUCCUACCCCCGGGCAGCUGCAGCCCCCCGGGGCACAGGUGCCCUCUCCUCCUAUGGCCCUGGGGGGUACAGCUCCCCGGCCGGGGAGGGGGUCCGCCGUGUCGGCUCUGCCCACAGGAACGGCCCCACGAGCGUGCAGGGCAGGCGGACGUCCAUCGAUGCUGCUGGGAAAGCCACACCGUAUGGCAGUGCGGGGGCUGAUGCCAAGUACAAGGGGCAGAACGGGGAUUUCUCGCCCACCAGCGUGGUGGCAGCCAGCAGACCUGCUCAUGGCAGCUCGCAGUAUGGCUAUGGCGGACCCAGCAACACCUUCACGGUCAGGCCCGGGACACGGCAGCCCAUCUCCUACACCUACCAGAGCGGCCACCGAUAG
Messenger RNA from Aptenodytes forsteri (emperor penguin), 3291 nucleotides. It is a transcript of the gene CUNH6orf132, whose product is annotated as chromosome unknown C6orf132 homolog. The transcript is spliced from 6 exons. Lineage: Eukaryota; Metazoa; Chordata; Aves; Sphenisciformes; Spheniscidae. The coding region runs from base 1 to 3291 and encodes 1096 amino acids. The record is from RefSeq and is a predicted model, not a curated record.